AUGGACAAGUUCAUCAACGCCGCGUCACAGAAGGCGCAAGAGUACCUGAGCAAGGACGACGACGACAGGAGACCCCAGCAGCAGCAACAGGGCCACGGCCAACCUCUCCCUGGAGGCGAUAAGUCUCACGGAGGCAACUACCCUGCUGGCGGCGGCUUUUUCCCCGAUGAUGACGAUGACGACUACCGUCAGGCCGCCAACGAGGCCUCUCGCCGCGCCGGAUCGAGCGGCGACUCGGACUUGUUUUCGUCUGUUCUCGGAACGUUGACGCAGAAGAAGACGCAGCUUCAGAACGAGGACAUUGAUGAGGAUGAUGCCGUGAAGAAGCACAAGAAGUUUUUCGGAGAUGACGACGACGACGAAAAGGCGGACGACAAGGGUCUCGGCGCCGCUGCCGCCAUGCAGGCCCUCAAGAUGUUCUCGAGCGGCGACACGGGCGGACAGAAGCAGAGCCAGGGCGGUUUCAUGGGUCUCGCCAUGGCCGAGGCCAGCAGGCUUUUUGAUCAGCGUCAGUCCCAGGGCAAGGUUGCCGAGGGCACCAGCAAGGAGUCUGCCAUCCAGCAGGCCGGCGAGAUGGCGCUCAAGAUGUACUUUAAGAGCCAGGGUCAGCAGCAGGGCGGGUUCAUGGGCCUCGCGUCCAAGUUCCUCAAAUAG
This is a messenger RNA of Colletotrichum truncatum, 654 nucleotides long. The record is from RefSeq and is a predicted model, not a curated record. Lineage: Eukaryota; Fungi; Ascomycota; Sordariomycetes; Glomerellales; Glomerellaceae.